This is a messenger RNA of Candida dubliniensis CD36, 366 nucleotides long. RefSeq lists its product as uncharacterized. The record is from RefSeq and is a predicted model, not a curated record. The transcript has a single exon. NCBI's taxonomy places the organism in Eukaryota, Fungi, Ascomycota, Pichiomycetes, Serinales, Debaryomycetaceae. The coding region runs from base 1 to 366 and encodes 121 amino acids.
AUGUAUUAUCGUGGAUUUUAUCGAGGAGCUCCAUUUUGUCGUUUUGGAUUUGGCGGUUUAUUUUUAUUAGGUGGCGCUUUUAUUUUGGGUUCAAUCGUAUCAGGAAACCGCCCUUACUGGUCUAGAAGUUUCCAUCACUGGGGUUGUCAAUGUCCAGACUGUGUUAGAAGAUCAUUAAGGUUUAGAAAUCAUCAUCAUAUGGGCUGUCAAUGUCCUGAAUGCUCAUUAAGAUUAAAACAUAGCAAUUAUCAUGAAACGAAUGAUUCCCAACAAGGAAUUGACAACCGUUUUGAAAGGUAUGGCGAUAACCACAAUUACCCAAGAAAUGAACCAUCUUCAAAUAAUGGAAAUAACGGUCCCAUGUGA